Messenger RNA from Microdochium trichocladiopsis, 507 nucleotides. RefSeq lists its product as uncharacterized. The record is from RefSeq and is a predicted model, not a curated record. NCBI's taxonomy places the organism in Eukaryota, Fungi, Ascomycota, Sordariomycetes, Xylariales, Microdochiaceae. The transcript has a single exon. The coding region runs from base 1 to 507 and encodes 168 amino acids.
AUGGUUGAGCAAUACUACGUCGCCGAUAGGGCAGCCGAGAGCAACUUCUCGCACGUGGCCUCUGCCGACCAGGACAUGCAACGUGGGCGCAAGAGAAGACGCAGUCCUCCGGACCUUCAGCGCGAGGACACCCAUCUUGUCUCUGAGGAGUCGGCGACUUUCCGGGGUCGCUGCCGGCACAGGUCGACAUCCAGGCUCGACUUGUCCAGAGCUUCGUCUCGUUUCCGUGGCGGCUCCCUCUCGCCUUCCCGCAAGAAGCUCCUCUACAUUGCCAACAUGCACCGGCGUCGCGACCAGAGUCCUUCCCGCUCUCGCUCUCCUGCUGCUACUGACGCCUCGAAGCGAAGACGCCAGAGGACUCGCAGUCACAGCAGAGACCACCCCCACAAGAGCGCGCAGUUCACUGCCACGGAGGCUUACACGUCAGGACUUCGUCACGAGCUGUUGCGCGACGACGUCAUUAGACCAGUCGAGAACGCAAUCAUUGGCGUCCAACAGACCGGCUGA